CCACCACUACCUCUUGAAACCAGAAAAUGCUAUUAUGCAAAAUGUGCUGUUCAGAUCAAUGUCUAGCAUUAUUGAUGCUUUCUUUAAAAUGUAUUUGCAUCCUGUAUACCAGGAAGGAAGAAAUGGUUUUGAAGUUUAUUAAGAAAACAAUUUUUCUCUUCAUGACUGUACUUGGCAUUCUCGGGAACAUGUCUGUUUCUGUGAAUUAUAUAUUCAAUUGGUGGGGAGGCUCUGAGAGGAAACCCACACACCUUAUUCUCAUCCACUUGGCUUUUACACACAUUAUAAUCCUUCUUGUAAAAGGAUUGCCAAAGACAAUAGAAACUUUUGGGUUCAGCAACUUCCUAGAUGAUAUAGGCUGUAAGAUCCUCGUUUACCUGGAGAGGGUGGCCCGUGGCCUCUCCAUCUGCACCAGCAGUCUCCUCACUGUGGUCCAGGCCAUCAUCAUCAGUCCCAGAGCAUCUGGGUGGAGGACACUCAGUCCAAAGUCUGCAUGGCACAUCCUUCCAUUCUUCUCAGUCUUUUGGAUACUCAAUUCUUUAAUAGGUCUGAACCUAAUCCAUUCCACCACAAAUACAAGAAUGAAUGUAUCACAACUUAAAAGUGAUUACAAGUAUUGCUAUUUUAUGCUACCAAGUCAGAAAAUAAAAUGGAUUUUUCUCCCUCUCAUGGUCCUGAGAGAUGCAGUGUUUCAGGGUGCCAUGGGAGGGGCCAGUAGCUACAUGGUAUUUCUUCUCCACAAGCACCACCAGCAUGUCCUCUACCUUCACAACUCCAAGCUUCUCUGCAGAACUCCCCAUGAGCUGAGAGCUGCUCAAAGUGUCCUCCUUCUUAUGCUCUGUUUUGUUUUCUUUUACUGGACAGAUUGUGCCUUUUCUCUAUUUUUAAGUCUCUCUUCAAGUGACAGUACUUUUAUGGCAAAUACUCAUGGAUUUCUGACCCUUGGUUAUGCAACUUUUAGCCCCUUUGUGUUGAUUCACAGGGAUGGGAUUCUGGUUGAGUGUUGGCAUUCUCAGUGGGAAAAAUUGAGAAAAUAUCUCUCUCAUUUGUAUGUUCAAUCAAUGGGAAAAAAACUUUUAGUUCUGCAGAAUUGUGGGUAA
Meriones unguiculatus (Mongolian gerbil) is the source of this 1100-nucleotide messenger RNA. Its product is annotated as vomeronasal type-1 receptor 4-like. The transcript has a single exon. Bases 27 to 1100 code for a protein of 357 amino acids. Gene Ontology annotation, biological process: G protein-coupled receptor signaling pathway. Gene Ontology annotation, molecular function: pheromone receptor activity. Gene Ontology annotation, cellular component: membrane. NCBI's taxonomy places the organism in Eukaryota, Metazoa, Chordata, Mammalia, Rodentia, Muridae. The record is from RefSeq and is a predicted model, not a curated record.